This is a messenger RNA of Sitodiplosis mosellana (orange wheat blossom midge), 845 nucleotides long. It is a transcript of the gene gdl, whose product is annotated as gonadal protein gdl. The record is from RefSeq and is a predicted model, not a curated record. Bases 169 to 786 code for a protein of 205 amino acids. NCBI's taxonomy places the organism in Eukaryota, Metazoa, Arthropoda, Insecta, Diptera, Cecidomyiidae. The transcript has 3 exons.
CGAAACCAGUCAACAGAUUCACACUGUCAAUCAAUUGAUUAUAUUUUUCUUUAUAUUUUUAUUGAAUUGGUCCGUUUAUUUUAUCGCUAAAUAUUUUUCGGUGGGUCUUCUAGUAAUAUUGUCUAGUUAUAUAUUUGUUUAAUUGUAUAAUUGUCUAAGUGAAAUAAAAUGGAUGUGACAGAAUCAUCGUCAAGCACGUCAAUAGUUAAAGAUACGUUCAAAGCAACAGAAGAUGCUACAACGACGGAAAUUACAGAUGCAAAUGAGCAACUCAGUCCAGAAUAUUUACAACGAAAACUUUAUUUUCUACUUGAGCACUUGAAAAAAAUGCACAGCGAAUUACCCGAGCGUUAUCAAAUGCGAAUACCAUACGAUUUACUAACGCAUUUAGCCAAUGCCCUGAUAAAUGAAACAAUAUUUGAAAUUGUCAAGCGUUUGAUCGAAAUACAACACGUAACCGAAAAGCAUCUCUUUGAACUUAGACGUCAGGCUGAAAUGGAACAUGAAAAAGAGGUUGAAGGAUGGGUGAACAAAGUCAGUGAUCCUGAGGAGUUGCAACAUAUUUUGGCUUUGAUGAAAAUCAAGCAUACGAAGAAAAUGAAAGAAACCGAUCAAAAACUUAUUCAGCAUUUGGAUGCCAAAGUACUUGAUCAGCAAAAAACUCUCGAAGAAGCGGGUGUACCCGGGUUCUAUAUCACAGAAAAUCAAAAGGAGAUAAAAAUUCAGAUGCAUUUGAUAGAUUUUAUACUUCGGUUGAGUCGAUUGAAGUUUGAUCCUAAUGCUUAAAUUGUGACCCAGUACUUGUUUACAAAUGUACUUGUAUUUUUUAUUUGCUUUCAUCAAAU